CGCGCCAUGCGCGAGGCCGACGCCGAGCGCGCGCUCGCCCGCUUCUGGCGCGACCUCCACGCCCUCGUCGGCAACUCCAUGUCCGCCGCGCUGGCGGCCGCGCUGCGCUCCGUCCUCGGGCAGCUGAUGCGGACCGUGCUCGGCGUGCGCGCCAGCGGCAGCGGUCGCGGCGGGGGCAAAGAUAAAGAAGAGGGGGCGGACGCCGACGAGGUGCAGAGGGCGAGGAGCGAGCUGCUGCAGCUCGUCGAGUCGCUGCGCGACGUGGGGCUCGCCGGCGAGAGGUUCCAGAUCCUAUUCGCGGAGCUGCUCGACGGCAUCACGGUCGACUACAUCCGGCAGACGUACGCGGGCGUGUGGGAGCCCAACGAGGAUGACGCGUGGUCGCGGAUACGUACUUCAGCGCGCGUCAGGAUCCAGCCGAGGUGCGUGAGGGAGCUCUCGGUGUGGGUCGAGGACCACUGCGCGAGGCUGGCCGUCGAGGUUACCGGCCGCCUCGGCGGCGGCCUGCAGGUGUCCUGGACGGACCUGGAGAAGUGGAAGGAGAUCGCCACGGGGCGCCUCGCCGCGCUCCGCAUCGACGAGCUGUUCGACAUCGUCGUCAGCUGGCCGAGCAGCGAGGGCGGGGUCGACGACCUCCGCUACGCCAUCACGACGCCGCAGCGACGUCUCCAGCUUACCGACGCCUUCUCGAACACCCUGCAGAAGCGCCUGCUCCACCCCGGGCGCUCGACGCUGGACAUACUACGCACCUACAUCGCCAUGAUCCGGACGUUUCACAAGCUGGACCACUCCAGGGUGCUGCUCGACAGGGUAGCUUACUCCCUCCAGAUGUACCUAUGUACCCGCGAGGACACAGUUCGUAUCAUAGUCACGGGACUGCUGGCCAAUCGGGAUGAGGUCGACUCCGAGGCGCGUAAGACGAAGCUCGUCGAGCUCGUCGAGCUGCUAUUUCAAGACCCCGGCCGCAACGGCUUCGCGCGGCCGGAUGAGGAAUGGGAAGACCUGGAUUGGGUCCCGCCCCCGGUAGACGCGGGCUCGAACUACAAGCGGCGAAAAUCCGAGGACGUGAUCGGGACGCUCAUCGGCGCCUUGGGCUCUCCGGAAGUCUUUAUUAAGGAAUUUCAGGGCAUCAUAGGCGAGCGGCUGCUAUCCGAGAAGAAGACUUUCGAGCAGGAGGUGGACGUGCUCGACCUGCUGAAGAAGCGCUUCGGCGAGUCUUCACUGCAGGCCUGCGACGUGAUGAUCAAGGACAUCCAGGACUCGGCGCGGCUCGACGGCGUCAUCCACCGCGGGGCUGUCAACCACCCGGACAAGGUGGACCGGGUCUGGACGAUCCACGCGAGGAUCCUGUCGCGGCUGUACUGGCCCGAGGUCGGCGAGGAGCGGUUCGCGCUGCCGGCGGAGGUGGAAGAAAUGCAGAAGAUGUACGAGACCAUCUUUGAGCGCCUCAAGCCAUCGCGCAAGAUGAAGUGGCUCAACCACCUCGGCCAGGCUACGGUGGAGCUCGAGCUCGAGGACCGGACGGUGAUCGAGCGGGUGCACACUUACGAGGCGGCGGUCAUCGACGCCUUCGGCGAGGGGGGCGCGCCGAGCUGGUCGUUCGACGACCUGUGGAUGAAGCUCGAGAUGGACGAGGACCUCCUCACCGCGGCGCUCGGCUUCUGGGUCCAGAAGCGGGUGCUCCGCCGGCUGGCUAACAAUACUUACGCUGUGAUCGAGCGGCUCUCGGACGUCGAGCAGCAGCAGCCGCCGCCGUCAUCCCUGGUAGGAUCCGCGGAGGCGGGGGCGUCGGGAGGCGAGGGCGCCGGCACGGUGACGGCGACGACUCCGCUCCGGGCCAAGCCGCCGGGGAUGAGCGAAAAGGAGCGGGAGAAGCGGCAGGUGUACUGGCAGUUCAUCGUGGGGAUGCUGACGAACUCGAGCCCGACGAUGCCGCUGAGCCAGAUCGCGAUGAUGAUGAAGAUGCUGAUGGCGGACGGGUUCCCGUGGAGCAGCGAGGAGCUCCAGGAGUUCCUGGGCGAGAAGGUGGCGGACGGCGAGCUCGAGAUCGUCGGCGGGAAGUACAAGCUCGUGAAGAAGUGAAGGGGGGGGGGGGGGGGUUGGGGAGGGUGAGACAGACAGAGAAAAAAAGAAGAUUUUCCGGUAUCCGGAUCGCGGCACACAGGCGCCAUCUAUCUGAAAGCGAUGACCAAGGCAUUGUCAUUGGGGGC
This is a messenger RNA of Durotheca rogersii, 2210 nucleotides long. RefSeq lists its product as uncharacterized. Gene Ontology annotation, biological process: ubiquitin-dependent protein catabolic process. Bases 7 to 2082 code for a protein of 691 amino acids. The transcript has a single exon. Gene Ontology annotation, cellular component: anaphase-promoting complex. The record is from RefSeq and is a predicted model, not a curated record. Lineage: Eukaryota; Fungi; Ascomycota; Sordariomycetes; Xylariales; Xylariaceae. Gene Ontology annotation, molecular function: ubiquitin protein ligase binding.